AUGGUAGCAUUUGUAUUCUUGGUAUUGGUGUUGCUGCCUCAAGUUGUGUGCAAACUUCCUGUUGCUCAGUGUUCCAUUGAAGAGCCUCUUCCUAUUCUUCACCAAUAUUAUCGGUCAGGAGGCCUCCUCAUUGCUGGCAUUAUGUCUCAAAUCUAUGUGACCUCAAGUGUCAUGACUUUCAGGGAACCUCCCUCUCCUGAGCUUUUUGAUGACUUUCUAGUAAUGACACAGCUCUACCAACAUGUUGUGGCUUUGGCGUUUGCUAUAAAGGGAAUAAAUGAAAACCCUGAAAUCUUGCCCAAUGUCACCUUGGGAUUCCACAUCUACAAUAGCCAUUUUAGUCCAAGCUGGACGUACCUGGCCUCAAUGGAACUUUUCUCCAGGCAGGGAAGAUUCAUUCCAAACUACAAGUGUGACACGGAGAACAUUCCAAGAGCAGUCAUUGAGGGACCAAACUCUGAUCUAGGUCUUCACAUGGCAACCAUCCUCUAUAUGUACAAGCUGCCACAAGUCAUCUAUGGCUCUCAUCCCCUAACAGACACCGACUUCCAUGCGGCUUUCCUCUGCUACAUGUUCCCAAACGGAGCUCAUCAGUAUGUCGGGAUUCUCCGGUUGCUUCUGCAUUUCACCUGGACGUGGACCGGGGUGCUUUCUCUGAGCGAUGACAAUGGAGAGAGAUUUGUACAAAAUGUUCUUCCCGUGUUUGCUGAGAGAGGCAUCUGCUUUGAUUUUAUAGAAAGAUUCCCCAAAGUCACCUUUUCUGGUGAGUUCAUCGAAACAGUAGAGGAAUCUUCUGAACUAUGCCAUAUUAUUGUGGGAAGUACAGCCAAUGUUGUCAUUGUGAAUGGUGAAAUUCAUUCCAUUAUGGCACUAAGAGUGUUGCCCAAUAUUGCAGAAAUCGAAGGGGUACCCGUGCAAGCCAGGGCAAAAGUUUGGAUUAUGACAGCCCAGAUGGAUUUCAUAUCCUUUCCCUUCCAACAAAGUUGGGAUGUAAGUUUCCUGCACGAUGCUCUAUCCUUUGCUGUUCACUCAAGGGAUAUUCCAGGGUUCCAGAAAUUUAUUCAGAUGAGAAACCCUAUCUCUGAAAAAGAAGACGGGUUCAUCAAGGACUUCUGGGAAGUAGCAUUUAAUUGCUAUUUGCCCCAUCCUUCUUCAGACAAGAAAGACGGGGAAUUCUGCACCGGGCCGGAACAGCUUGAGAGCCUUCCUGACACUGUUUUUGAAAUGAGCAUGACAUCCCACAGCUACAGUAUCUUCAAUGCCAUCUAUAUUUUGGCACAUGCAUUGCAUGCCAUGCAUUCCACCAAAUUAAAAUUCAGAGCAAUAACUGGUGGAAUAAGGUGGGAACUUAUAGAUCAACAGCCGUGGCAGCUUCACCACUUUCUGAGAAGUGUCUCGUUUAACAAUAGUGUUAAAGAAGAAGUUUCCUUUGAUCAAAAUGGGGAACUGGUAUCUGGAUUUGAUAUUAUCAACUGGGUCAUAUUCCCCAAUGACUCCUUCCUUAGAGUCAAAGUUGGGAAAAUAGACCCCCAGGCUUCCCCAGACAAGAGGUUCAACAUUCACGACAACACAGUUGUGUGGCCCCGCAGGUUCAACCAAGUAAGGUCUACUGCAGGUUGUCUCCAGUUAUUUAUUCAGUGUUGA
Molecule: messenger RNA, 1644 nt
Organism: Zootoca vivipara (common lizard)
Lineage: Eukaryota; Metazoa; Chordata; Lepidosauria; Squamata; Lacertidae
Source: RefSeq, a predicted model, not a curated record